This is a messenger RNA of Drosophila rhopaloa, 4586 nucleotides long. RefSeq names its product mitogen-activated protein kinase kinase kinase 13-B (gene wnd). Gene Ontology annotation, molecular function: ATP binding; JUN kinase kinase kinase activity. NCBI's taxonomy places the organism in Eukaryota, Metazoa, Arthropoda, Insecta, Diptera, Drosophilidae. The transcript has 7 exons. The record is from RefSeq and is a predicted model, not a curated record. Gene Ontology annotation, biological process: protein autophosphorylation. Bases 583 to 3447 code for a protein of 954 amino acids.
CAGUUCGCGAAAAUCAAUCGUUUCGGACGGUCGCUUGCGCGUCAAAUUCUCAAGCCUGCUUUAAUUACGCUCGUAUUUGUGGAAAAAACAAUAACAAAAACCUUGCUUAUCGCCAAAUGUGUUGUAUCUAUGUGUUGGUGUGACGCAGUUGUGCGAAUACGUGAAAUUAUUACAAUUUUUCCCUCAACCAUUAAACCAGCCCAACAACACUCUUGAAAAACCGCGAACGAAAGUGUUACGUCUCUCUUUUCUUGUAAUUAACAACAACAAAAAUCAUACCAACUUACCUUGACGUCAUUUGUUUUUUUUUAUUAUUAUACUCGUACAUCGGACGACAAAAAGCGCUAGUGUUUGUUGUUUUUUUUUUGUGGUAGCUGCUGGUGCUUGGCACGAACUUUUAAUCAAAACUUGGCCAACUGGUAUUGUUGUUGGCUCAGUGCGUAAACAAAAAAGAAAAACUGCUGGCGAAAAAAGCGAGCGUAAAAAUUUGCAUUAAUGCAGUCGCGUCGCAUGAAUGAAUGAAAUUCUUAGUGCGCGACAACAAAUUACGAAAGCAAACAAAAAAAGAAAAACAAAUAAACCAUGGUCUACACAAUACCGUUUUUUAGCCACAAUGACCCGCCAGACGACAUGAUCAUCACCAAAGAAAAAAGCAUGGCUUGCCUGCAGGAUGAGUUCGGUCACCUGGGCAUCGCCGCCACAGACCUGCCCUUCAAGUCCGCCGACUUGGACUCUCCGCCCCGCCUCCAGCAUCACAACAACUAUGCGGAGAUCACGGACAGCAGUGCGGAAAACACGUGCCAACAGCGCUGGCCACCUCACGUGGGAGGAGCGGCGGCGAACUUCGGACAUCCGGACAAGCCGAUUGGCUGGAUGUACGGACUGCUGGGAUGCAUGAAGCCCGUGCUGUCGUUUAUCGGAAAGACGGGCGUGAUCGAGGUGAAGAGUCAGCGGAGCGAAGACUGGCAGAUUCCCUUCGAGUCUAUCACGGAUUUGGAGUGGCUCGGAAGUGGAGCACAGGGAGCCGUCUUCAGUGGCAAGCUAAAGAACGAGAUUGUUGCUGUGAAGAAGGUUAAGGAACACAAGGAAACUGAUAUCAAGCAUCUCAGGAAGCUCGAUCACGAAAACAUUAUUAAGUUUAAGGGAGUUUGCACGCAAUCGCCAGUGUUCUGCAUCAUCAUGGAGUUCUGUCCCUAUGGGCCUUUGCAGAACAUUCUCAAGGAGGGGCAAGUCAUGUUACCGUCCCGCUUGGUCUCUUGGUCCAAGCAAAUUGCCCUGGGAAUGCAAUAUCUGCAUUCCCAUAAGAUCAUACAUAGAGAUUUGAAAAGUCCCAACAUACUGAUUAGUACAAAUGAGGUGGUAAAGAUCAGCGACUUUGGCACGAGUCGCGAGUGGAACGAGAUUAGCACCAAGAUGAGUUUUGCCGGCACAGUUGCCUGGAUGGCACCGGAAGUGAUCCGGAAUGAACCGUGCUCCGAGAAGGUGGAUAUUUGGUCAUACGGAGUGGUACUCUGGGAAAUGCUUACCUGCGAGAUACCCUACAAGGAUGUGGACUCAUCGGCCAUUAUCUGGGGUGUCGGCAAUAACUCACUCAAGCUGUUGGUUCCGAGCACUUGUCCCGAGGGAUUCAAGCUGCUUGUCAAACUUUGCUGGAAGAGCAAGCCCCGCAAUCGGCCUUCGUUUCGGCAGAUUCUGGCGCACUUGGACAUCGCCGGCCCCGAACUGUUGCGAAAAACUGAAAAGCAAUAUUUUGAGACGCAAAAGUCAUGGAAGGAGGAGGUGCGAUCGCACCUGAAGGAGAUAACCCAAAAUGGCACUAGCAUACACAAGUACGAGCAAGAUCUGAUUAAACGGCGCACGGCAGAGUGGCGACAUGCCCAGGAUAUCCGAAUGGUGUACGAGGAGAAGCUGCAGAAGACGAACCAGCUGUUCUUCGAGCUCAGCGAGUGCAUGUCCCAGUUGCAGGAGAAGGAGAAGGAAAUCGCUGAACGUGAACGAAAGCUACCUGGCAGUGGCUAUAAGCCGACGCGACGAUUGGGUAAUACACUCAGAAAAAUGCAGCAUUAUCGCCGACGACUGAACGCUCCACAGGCCGCCAUUCAACAACAAUCCACUACGCCAGAUCCAGAAACUACGCCGGAGUCUCCUGUGAAGUGUGUGCUAUAUGCCCAAUUGGACAGCAAUUGCCAGCCCAAAUCUUAUCUGGCCAACAUAAUCCCAGGCAGCGGCAUUGGCGGCACGAUGCCAAACAAAAACAAAAAGAACUUCCGGCAUCGACGCAACGGCUCCGGAUCUUUUGGCGCCCCACCCAAAUACAGUCCGACGCGAGAUCGUCGCUACCUGAGCGAACCGGAGAACCGAAAGGUUCAGCUGGUGGAGCGGCAAACGCAAACAGAUGCCAUGGAUGUCAGUGAAACGGACAUUAGUCCCAGCGCAGAGGCUCCUCAAUCUCAACCCAUCGAUGUGCCCGUCCCGAAUCAUCGCCAGCUGCCGCUGCAACUGCAAAGGGUACAGAAAAUUGCUCAAGCUCAGGCGAGGGCACGCAGCGGAAGCACUUCAUCCGCUGCUGGUGUCCUGAAUCCUGCCUGUCCGUCGAAUGGCAACUCGCUGAGCACUAGCGAGCUGACCUACCAGGAUGCCUGCUCUAGUCCCGAUCAGCUUAUUGACGAUGUUAUGAACAGCAACGAGCGAUUGGACAUGACCGAAUGCUGUAGCGACAAUGAAAACCUGGAUCGCCUGGGACGCAAAGUCAUUGAAUUUAUCAACGAGAACCGCCUAUCUAUUCAGUCCAACACGAAUUCCAACAGCAACACGGAGAACGGAAAUGGAGGAGGAGCUUCGCCUGUAGAAUUGCGCGAGAGUGGUAACAGUCCGUGCUUGAGUCGAUGCAGCAGCACGCAGAGCAAACGACGGAAGCACCCGAUGGGAGAUAACCCCAACGGAAGUUCGAUAAGCAUUGCCAACGGAGAAUCCCACGAGCAAGACAGCUGGUCAGAUGAGGAGGGCGAAACCACGGACUACAAGCACGCCCUGAGGAGAAGGAGUUUUGGCCGCCUGCCCAUUGGUCGUGGUAUGCGACCGCGUCGCAGCUACAAAGCUCCACUCUCGCAAAAGAUUGCCAUCCACAAGCGCAAUGCCGUUAUCGUCACCGACGAGGAGGAGAACACCUCUGAGUACAGCCACUCGCCCUCGAGUCAGCACUCGACGCUCGAGAGCAAUACGGAUAUUGCAACGGCCAUGAAGAAAACCCAGGACACAUCCACCUCAACCAACAGCUAUAGCGAUCCCGACGACGAUUCGAGUGAUUCCAGCGACGAGGAGCAGGGCAAUCGGGUGGCGAAGGCCAGGACAGUCGAAGGUUCAGCGUUGCCGAUGGGCGCCGUGCGCAGCAGCGAUAUUAUAUCCAUACCCACUUUUGAGGCUGAUGGCGCCGUCAAUAUGGUCUAACCUAGUACGAUAUCUAGCCUAAGUGAGAACUCCUAAACUAAUCCCGAAACUAGAGUUGUCCACGUUACACAGCAAAAACUAUCUCCUAUAUACUCAACGAGAAAUCGCCCCAAAUUGUAUGGUAUUAUCUAUGUUCAUGUCCAGAUCUAAAACUCUUUUCUAAUUUAUAUGUAAACGUGUAAUUGGAAUUCAGCCUUCAAGCGUUGACCGUUUCGGAGGAUUUGAUUCUAAUACACAUAAGAAGGAAACAAAAACCUUUUGGGUUGGGGCAAUCUUUUUCGUGUCGUACUCGUAUCCAUGCAUUUCCUAUUUUGCUGAAUAUAAUUUCGCAUUAGAUUUAGUUAAUAUUACUAUUAUUCUUGUCCUUAGAUAGCUGCCUUUGUAAUAUAUUUUAAAAAUGCCCUAUUGUACAUGUAAUUAUAGCUAUUAAGCAUAGUUUUUGAUUCGAUAAUAAGAGCUUGAACCACAACACAAAAGGAAAACCCACAAAAACCGAACUACAAAGCAACAAAAUAGAAUUGGCCUCAGGCAUUAAAUAGUAACGAAAUGUAAGAGAAGAAAUAGUCAGGGAUAUUUUUUAUAAAGCAAAAUUUGCUGAGAACUUGAAAGGAACGUGUUUUUAAAGAAGCGCAUUGUACGUAUAAUUUUGUAGACGCAUUCGAAUGAAAGUUUCCGAAUUAUGCGGGGAAUUUGCCAUUCGAAAAAUCUUAUUUCUAUAUGCACAAAAUUCCAAGCUUCAGUGCCUUAAUGCAAACACAAAAAAAGAAAAAUGGUAAUACAUUUUGGAGAAAUUAAAUGAUAAUCUGGUAAAUCUGACCGCGGCUAUGACGUGGCCAUGAGCACUUUCUAGACCUUAUAAACAACUUAUGGAGCAGAUAACAAUAUAUUUUCGCCCCUCUGGAAAUCGUUCAUCAGCUGCAAAACGAAUUACAAAUUUAAUAUAAUUCUAUAUACACUCAAUAUAUAUAUAUUCUAUAUAUUUACACACUAGUUGGAUGUUUAGCUUCGUAAGAUAUGUCGCUUCUUCGUGCGCGACUUUUCCCUACAUUAUGUGAAUGUACUCAAUAUUAAGUUUAAUUUUAACGAACUCAUACGAAUUAGCAAUAAUAAUAAAAUGAAAACAUGAAAGAACGCUAUAA